Molecule: messenger RNA, 1155 nt
Organism: Arachis duranensis
Lineage: Eukaryota; Viridiplantae; Streptophyta; Magnoliopsida; Fabales; Fabaceae
Exons: 3
Coding region: 1-1155 (384 amino acids)
Source: RefSeq, a predicted model, not a curated record
AUGGGUCAGGACAUAAGUGAGUUGAAAAGCUUUAGGGAUGAUGUGAGAUCGACCUUAAGGAACCAUGGCGAAAAACUCAAGUGGAUGGAGGCUCGAGUAGGAGAGCUAUCUCAACAGGCUCCCAAGUCAACUGCAGUGUUCCCUAGUGACACUGAAAAGAAUCCUAAGGGGGAACAAAAGGGAGUGAGAUGGGAGGAAUGCAAGUCCAUCACCAUAUUGAAGGAAGCCUCAGAAGAAGAAGGAAUCAGACCCUCAGAAAAGGAGACAGAAAUCCUGAAAGACAGUGUGGAAGAAGCUAAGCAGGAAAAUGGAAUGGAGCAAGCCAAAGAAUUGCAAAAGGAAGGCAUGCUGGGAACAUACCAACCAAAAGUACCAUUUCCUCAGAGGAUAGGAGGAGGUGAAAAAGGGAAAACAUAUUCGAGGUUCUUAGAGACAUUUAAGUCUCUCCACAUCAAUAUUCCCUUUCUUGAGAUUCUCCAGCAGAUGCCUACACAUAUCAAGUAUUUGAAGGAAUUGCUAAGCAAGAAAAGGGUUUUGAAGGGAGGACAAACUAGGCUACAACUGAAUGAGGUGAGAUCCACUGAUGUAAUCAUACAACUGGCUGACAAAACUCAGAAGCAAGCUGAAGGGGUAGUUGAGAAUGUGCUGGUGAAAGUGGGAAAUUAUUUCUUCCCCACAGACUUUGUCAUUUUGGACAUGGAGGAAAGCUACCUACACCCUAUCAUUCUGGAAAGGCCAUUUCUAGCCACUGCCAGAGCGCUUAUAGAUGUAGAACAAGGAGAGCUAAUUUUGAGAAUACAUGAUGAACAGCUCAUUUUCCAUGUUUUCAAACCUGCAUCUGAUCCUGAACCAGAAUCUGAAAAGCCUAAGGAUGAUAGUAGCCAUCUGUGUUUGGAGGAAAGCAAUCCAGCAGCUGAAACUCUGAAACAGUCCUUGGAAGGCAAACAAGAAUUACAAGAGUUAAAGCCACAAGAAUCAAAAGAAACAGAUAAGAAGGAACCUCCUGGCAUAAGGGUCAAUGAAGAAAUCCUCAAAAGAGAGGGAAGAAGUGUAAAGAAAUUGCCAAGAGGGUGGAGAAACAAGAAAAUUCCCACUGAAGGUUUCUCUCCGGGAGAUAAAGGUAUCUAUUGGAAUCUUGCUGCUUGGCCAUUUUAG